UUGGAAUGAGGGCUGGCAGCCACUGCCUGGCUCCCCAGCGGCCACCUGCGUGCUAGAGGGCUCCCACCAGGACCAUGAGCAGCUAAGAUGGACACAUCCGCCUCAGCCGCUGCGGAGAAAAAAGAAGGCAAGAGUGCGAUCCCGGAGGGCGCUGCUUUCUCCGACGCGGGCAGGAAGACCUCUGCUCUGGCUGUGGCCGCGGCCGCAGCGGCUGCCCAAGGAGUGCCGCAGCACCUUUUGCCACCGUUCCAUGCUCCCUUACCGAUUGACAUGAGACACCAGGAGGGAAGGUACCAUUACGAGCCUCACUCUGCCCACGGCGUGCACGGGCCUCCUGCCCUGAGUGGCAGCCCCGUCAUCUCUGACAUCUCAUUGAUCCGGCUUUCCCCCCACCCCGCCGGCCCNGGGGAGUCCCCCUUCAACGCCCCCCACCCGUACGUGAGCCCCCACAUGGAGCAUUACCUCCGCGCCAUGCACAGCAGCCCCACGCUCCCAACGAUCUCUGCAGCCAGGGGCCUCAGCCCCGCUGACGUGGUCCAUGAGCACCUCAAGGAGAGGGGGCUGUUUGGCCUCCCCCCGGCAGGCACCAACCCCUCCGACUAUUACCACCAGGUGGCCCUCAUGGCGGGCCACCCCACGUCCUACGGGGACCUGCUCCUGCAGACGGGGGGUGCCACUGGCACCCCCCAUCUCCACGACUACCUCAAUCCAGUGGACGUGUCGCGUUUCUCCAGCCCACGGGUGACGCCCCGCCUGAGCCGAAAGCGGGCGCUGUCCAUCUCCCCGCUGUCGGAUGCCAGCCUGGACCUGCAGCGGAUGAUCCGGACCUCCCCCAACUCGCUGGUGGCCUACAUCAACAACUCUCGCAGCAGCUCCGCCGCCAGCGGCUCCUACGGGCACCUGUCGGCGGGCACCCUCAGCCCAGCCUUCACCUUCCCCCAUCCCAUCAACCCCGUGGCCUACCAGCAGAUCCUGAGCCAGCAGAGGGGCCUGGGCUCGGCCUUCGGACACACACCGCCCCUGAUCCAGCCCUCCCCCACCUUCCUGGCCCAGCAGCCCAUGGCCCUCACCUCCAUCAGCACCACGCCCACCCAGCUCAGCAGCAGCAGCAACUGUCUGAACGACGCCAGCCAGAGCAAGCAGAACAGCGAGUCGGCUGUGAGCAGCACCGUGAACCCCAUCGUCAUCCAUAAGCGCAGCAAGGUCAAGACGGAGGCCGAGGGCCUGCGACCAGCCUCCCCGGUGACCCUGACGCAGGAGCAGCUGGCUGACCUCAAGGAAGACCUGGACAGGGACGACUGCAAGCAGGAGGCGGAGGUGGUCAUCUACGAGACCAACUGCCACUGGGAGGACUGCACCAAGGAGUAUGACACGCAGGAGCAGCUGGUGCAUCACAUCAACAACGAGCACAUCCACGGGGAGAAGAAGGAGUUCGUGUGCCGCUGGCAGGCCUGCACGCGGGAGCAGAAGCCCUUCAAGGCGCAGUACAUGCUGGUGGUGCACAUGCGCCGGCACACGGGCGAGAAGCCGCACAAGUGCACGUUCGAGGGCUGCUCGAAGGCCUACUCGCGCCUGGAGAACCUGAAGACGCACCUGCGGUCCCACACCGGGGAGAAGCCGUACGUGUGCGAGCACGAGGGCUGCAACAAAGCCUUCUCCAACGCCUCGGACCGCGCCAAGCACCAGAACCGCACCCACUCCAACGAGAAACCCUACAUCUGCAAGAUCCCAGGCUGCACCAAGCGCUACACGGACCCCAGCUCUCUCCGGAAGCACGUGAAAACCGUGCACGGCCCAGACGCUCACGUCACCAAGAAGCAGCGCAACGACGUGCACCUCCGCGCCCUGUUGCUCAAGGAGAAUGGGGACCCUGAGGCCGGCACUGAGCCCGGCGGCCAGCGCUCCGAGGAGAGCGCCGAGGCCAGCAGCACCAGCCAGUCCGCUGAGGACUGCCUGCACGUCAAAGCCAUCAAGACCGAGAGCUCCGGGCUGUGCCAGGCCAGCCCUGGGGCCCAGUCAUCCUGCAGCAGCGAGCCCUCUCCCUUGGGCAGCGCCCCCAACAAUGACAGCGGGGUGGACCUGCCGGGGACGGGGCCUGGAAGCUUGGGAGACCUGACAGCGCUGGAUGACACGCCCCCGGGGGCCGACACCUCAGCCCUGGCCGCCCCUUCCGCCGGCGGCCUGCAGCUGCGCCAACACAUGACCGCCAUGCACAGGCUAGAGCAGCUCAAGAAGGAGAAGCUCAAGUCACUUAAAGAUUCCUGCUCGUGGGCCGGGCCAGCUCCACACCCCCGGAACCCCAAGCUGCCUCCCCUCCCGGGAAGUGGCUCCAUCCUGGAAAACUUCAGCUGCGGUGGGGGUGGCAGGCCGCUGGGGCUGCUGCCCAACCCCCGGCUGUCUGAGCUGUCUGCCAGCGAGCCUGGCACCUACUCCCCCCGACCACCCAGCAUCAGCGAGAACAUGGUGAUGGAAGCCAUGGCAGUGGGGACAGAUGGGGCAGGGCCUGAGGGCCCCCUCCUGCUGCCCGAGGACGACCUGGUGCUGCCCGAUGACGUGGUGCAGUACAUCAAGGCACAUGCGGGCACCCUGGGUGACAGCACCCUGCAGGCAUAUCCCCCCGAGAGCUCCUGCUUCUCUGAACAGCCCAAACUGCCCAGCCCAGGGCUGCACGGCCAGCGCAGGAUGAUGGCUGCGGACUCCAACGUGGGCCCCUCUGCCCCUGGGCUGGGAGGCUGCCAGCUGGGCUAUGGCGCCCCCUCUGGCCCGAGCAAAAGCAGCAUGCCUGUGCAGUGGAAUGAGGUGAGCUCUGGCACCAUGGACGCUCUGAGCAGCCAGGGGAAGCCUCCGCCCGUUCUGCAGGGCAACCUGGCUAUGGCGCAGCAGAAGCCGGCCUUCGGCCAGUACCCGGGCUACGGUGCACAGGGCCUGCCGCCAAGCCCUCGGGGUCUGGGCAGCCAUAUGCAGCAGCUGCGGCAGGCAGGGGGCCAGUGUCCCAGCAUGACCACCACAGCGAGCCCCCACGCCAGCUACGGCCAAGGCCACCCCCAGCUGAGCUCCAGCACCAUGGGCGGGGCCCUGAAUCCAUUCCCCGCAUCCUGCAGCAACCUGGCAGCCAAGCCCAGUCACCUGGGGCUCCCCCAGCAAAUGGAAGUUGUUCCCGACCCCUCCAUGAUGGGUAGUAGACGCAGGGAACUUGGGGCCCCCAAUGCCACCCUGGCCGGGAUGGCACCACUUCAUGCAGCCCAGAGCUACCCACAGCAGAGCCAUCACCUGGCAGCCCCCAUGAGCCAGGAGGGCUACCACCAGGGCCCCAGUCUUCUGCCUUCCCACCAGCCCGGCUUCCUGGAGCUGCAGCAGGCCUCAGGGGGGCUGGCUGGGCCCGGCUGUGGCCUAGUGCAACCCCGGCCACCUCCUGAGCCCAGCCCUGCUGGCCACCACCGUGGGGUACGUGCCGGGCAGCAGCUGGCCUAUGCCAGGGCCGCUGGCCAUGCCAUGGCUGCUGUAUCAGCCAACCAGGAGAUGGCAGAGUCUGUGCCCAAGGGAGUGAUGGGCACUAUGGCAUCCUUGCCUCCUCAGCUGCCCCCACAGGACACGGGUGGAGCCCAGGACCACAACAUGCUCUACUAUUAUGGCCAAAUCCACAUGUAUGAACAGAAUGGAGGCCUGGAGAACCACGUAGGCUGCCAGGUCAUGAGGCCCCAACCACCGCAGCCACAGGCCUGCCCGGAGGGCCUCCAGCCCCAGCCCUUGUCCUCACCAGGCGUCAACCAGGUGUCCAGCACUGUGGACUCCCAGCUGCUGGAGGCCUCCCAGAUCGAUUUCGACGCCAUCAUGGAUGACGGCGACCACUCAAGCUUGCUCUCGGGUGCCCUGAGCCCCAGCCUCCUCCACAGCCUCUCCCAGAGCUCCUCCCGCCUCACCACCCCCCGGAGCUCCCUGACUCUGCCCUCCGUCCCCACGGGCAUCAGCAACAUGGCCGUCGGGGACAUGAGCUCCAUGCUGACCAGCCUGGCCGAGGAAAGCAAGUUCCUCAACAUGAUGACCUAAGGCCCCGGCCCCUGGUGGAGGGGACCCCGAGGAACUGUUGUUUCCAGAGUGGGGUGUCAUCCAUUUUGUCUUUUUCCAAAAAAGUAUUACUAGGCCUGGGGGGAGGGGUGCUGUGGUUCAGACCACAAUGCUUUAAGGCAAGUUUACCUGCACCCUGUCUGGUCUUCUUUGGGGUUACUUUUGGAACACUGAGCAAACCUCAACAGGAAGGCUCGUUUACACAGUGCUCCCGCCUCUGGUGUUUAGGGGACCACUCUGCUCCGGCUCCUUCGCCCGUCACUGAGGGGUCCCACCGGCCAGGGCUUUCCAAGUACACGAGGAAACGGGCAGAGGAACACAUUUGGGUUUGAAUCAGAAAGCCAUACUGGAUGUUGUAAUCCAGGAAGAUGAGCUUCUAUUCCGAUCCUGCAAGGAGGAGGAGUUGCUGGCCCCGGAGUCCUUCCGCAAGCCGGCUGUGAGGCCGCUACCGUCCCUGGUCGCGGAGGAGAGAGUUCGCCCAGGUGACUCGGAGCACAUCCUGAUUCCAGGGGCGGUAGAGCCGGCAUCUCUACCCACAGAGCCAGGUGUGCACCUGGCAGACGGCCCGCAUGUGUAGAAUGAAUAAAGGACGGAAGUGUUGCCAGAAAAGGGAAAGAAGACACCAUGACGCUCGGGGGUGCUCAGAGGCGGCGGGCCUCCAGGCGUGUUUACAGCGUCCACGCGUGUAAAACGUGGCCCUCCCUGAAAGGAACACUCCCUUCUGAAUGCCCCGGGGCUGCUGGAGCUGCUGCGGCCACGGGUGACCGAGGGGCCCACGCGUGGACGGACCUUUAGGAAGUGAGUGCACAGGGCCCAGCCUCGGGCGCCUGGCGUAGGAAGAGUCACAUGUUUACCCAGCCCUGUUUCCCCAGGGCACUGCCCGCCCACUCUGCCCCAGGCCCUGAUGGCGGCCUCUCCAGGUGCCUCCGGCCACGCUGCCCACUCUCCAGCAGCCCGGGGUCCCUGCCGAGUCCCGCACCCCUGGGUCCCCUCCCUCUGCCCUCAUUCGUUCCAGAGAAUGAUGAUGUGCAUG
Molecule: messenger RNA, 5098 nt
Organism: Myotis brandtii (Brandt's bat)
Lineage: Eukaryota; Metazoa; Chordata; Mammalia; Chiroptera; Vespertilionidae
Gene: GLI2
Product: GLI family zinc finger 2
Exons: 17
Coding region: 88-4047 (1319 amino acids)
Biological process (GO): smoothened signaling pathway; regulation of transcription by RNA polymerase II
Cellular component (GO): nucleus
Molecular function (GO): RNA polymerase II cis-regulatory region sequence-specific DNA binding; DNA-binding transcription factor activity, RNA polymerase II-specific
Source: RefSeq, a predicted model, not a curated record